AUGACGGAUCAUCUCGGUCCUCGCCGGUUAACGGAUUAAUGAUCGCAGACUCGCGAGGAAUUGGUCGAUGUAUCGUUUUUCUUUUUCUGUUUUCCUUUCUUUUUUUUUUCGAAUUCCUUCCUUUGCGUGUACGCCAUAGGAAUUGCAACGAGAGAGAAUGAAAGCGUGAAGGAGAGUGCAAGGUAGAGACGAAAUGGGACGAAUUAACCGAAUCGAAGUGCAAUUUCAAGGCUCUCUCGGAGGUACCUCUUCCUUUUCUCUGUGUCGAUCAGAGGAUGUCGAGGAAGGUGCAAAGUUUUAGAGGCAUUAGCGAACUUUUUUUAAUCAAAAAAGAAAAGGGAAAAAAAAGAAUUACUUAAGUAUUAUAAUAGAGAGAACAAGAUCGAAAAGGUAUAUAUAUUCUCUACGCGACUUGAUGUCUCCUCUUCUUCGUUGAUGACGUCGAUCGAGAGAGUCGCUCUCUUAGUCGACGGUGGAAUUUUUAAGUGCAAUAAUUUUAAGGAUUCGUCGAGUAAUCGGAACACGCGAUUGUUUGUUGUUAAUUGGCGAGAGAAAUAUUUAUGCGAGCAAUUAGUUUGAUCGAUCGAUCGCUUGGUUUCUUCCACGGCCUACUAUGCGAUGAUUUUCACGCGUAGACUUUCAUUGCGCGUCUUGGAUUGUAUAAUUUUUAGCGACGUAUUAUGAUAUUCUUGUUCUUUACCUUUCACGUGUAACAAUUUAUUACGAUCAUAUUACAAACGAUAAAUAAAAAGGGCACAUCCUGAAAUGAAGAUACAUGUACGUUGUGAAUUGCGAAGCGUGAUUGAAGGUUGGAGAAUCUGGAAAAAUUAUUCUGUGAUGAAAGAAAGAGAAAAGCAGUGCUGCAAUCUAUCCGCCGAGUGUUCUCGCGGUUUCGUUUCGUCAACGAUAAUCGGUCUUUGGAAUCCUUCCUGUUCGAAGACUCUUUUUUUCGGGACCGUGAUAAUAGACACAAUGCACGCGUUCAUCCACCUUUCUCAUUAAUCCAUCACACGCCUUUCAUCCGGCACGACUUUUUUUUGUUCACCACUUAUUUUGCUUUCUUCCAAUCUAAAAUCGACGCAGGAGAUUCAAGCGAGCUGUACGGACGUGUGCGAGAGCUGCGAAAAGAAAGUGUACCCCCUAGAAAAAGUGGAGACAAAUAACAAAAUAUUUCACAAACAGUGCUUCCGGUGUCUGCAGUGCAAUUGCGUGCUAAGGAUGGACACGUUCACCUUAAAUAAUGGUAAACUAUACUGCAUCCCGCACUUCAAACAGCUGUUCAUCACACGAGGGAACUACGACGAAGGUUUCGGCGUGGAUCCACACAAAAACAAAUGGACGACCAGCUCGAGCAAUCCGACGAGUCCGUCACCAAUCAUCGCGGUGUCGAACGGCGAUCUUUGAUUUCUCGCAGAUUCCCGCGUGUUGUAAUUAGAAAG
This is a messenger RNA of Heterotrigona itama, 1439 nucleotides long. NCBI's taxonomy places the organism in Eukaryota, Metazoa, Arthropoda, Insecta, Hymenoptera, Apidae. The record is from the annotation of a GenBank genome assembly.